This is a messenger RNA of Clonostachys byssicola, 4458 nucleotides long. The record is from the annotation of a GenBank genome assembly. Lineage: Eukaryota; Fungi; Ascomycota; Sordariomycetes; Hypocreales; Bionectriaceae.
AUGGACCAUCAGCAUAACUCGCUACAGCCAGAAAAGUCGGCACUCGACGUGACUGCUUCAUCCCGAGGCUCUGUCAAGACCCUUACUGCGAAGGGGGACGAAGGGGAUGAAACGAUAGGCAACGAUGUAUCCGAACAGCGCAUCCACGACGACAUGGCACAACUGGCCAAGAGGUUGACAGCACACUCGCAAGCCUCCGGCGCCAUUCCAUCCCUCUUCCCUUUGGUACCGGGAAGUACUUUGGAUCCAUACAGCGAGCACUUCAAUGCCAAGAUCUGGGCCAAAGCUUUCUACAAGGCUAGGAUGGCGUCUCUGGACGGCAGUGCGCCGCGAACAUCAGGCAUCGCCUUUCAGAACCUCAGCGUAUACGGUUUCGGAGCCGACACCGACUUCCAGAAGACUGUUGGCAACAUCUUCCUUGGCGUGACUGGCCUUGCGCAGCGGCUCCUGGGCAAGAGGCAGCAACGCGUAGACAUCCUGCAUGGCCUUGAGGGUGUAGUGCACAGCGGCGAGAUGCUCUGUGUGCUCGGCCCACCGGGAUCAGGCUGCUCGACAUUUCUACGCACAGUUGCAGGAGAAACCCACGGCUUCCACCUCGAGCCCUCGGCCAAGCUCAACUACCAGGGCAUUCAUCCCUCUCAGAUGACGGGCGCGUUCCGAGGCGAGGCUAUCUAUACCGCCGAAGUCGAUCAUCACUUCCCUCAGCUCACCGUUGGGGACGCGCUCUACUAUGCCGCAGCUGCUAGGUGUCCCAAGAACAUCCCCCACGGAGCUUCUCGCGAGGAAUACAUCGGCCACCUCCGUGAUGUUACGAUGGCAAUGUUUGGCAUAUCCCACACCAGGAACACUCGAGUUGGUAAUGACUUCAUUCGUGGCGUCAGCGGCGGUGAGAGGAAGCGCGUUACGAUUGCCGAGGCUGCCCUGAGCUACGCACCUAUGCAGUGUUGGGAUAACAGUACUCGGGGUCUUGACAGUGCCAACGCAGUCGAGUUUUGCCGUACAAUCAGGACCCAAGCGGACGUCUUUGGGUGUGCUUCUUGCGUUGCCAUCUACCAAGCGCCGCAGGACGCUUACGAUCUGUUUGACAAGGUGCUCGUCCUGUAUGAAGGCCGUCAGAUCUUCUUCGGUAAGGCCUCACGCGCCCGUCAGUAUUUCGAGGAGCUUGGGUUUGUCUGCCCCGACCAACAAACCACAGCCGACUUCUUGACCUCGAUGACUAGCCCAAGCGAGCGCAGUGUGAGGCCAGGAUGGGAGGGCAAGGCGCCUCGGACUGCUGAUGACUUUGCUUCCGUCUGGAAGCAGAGCCGCGACCGCUCUCUCCUGGUUGAGGAGAUAGAUGACUACAUGGCCCGUUACCCGUUCCACGGCGAGCACUAUGACCAAUUCCUCGAAUCAAGGCGUCAGGAUCAGUCAUCAAUCCAGCGUGCCAAGUCUCCGUUCACGCUAUCGUUCAUCGGACAGAUGAGCCUCACACUCCAUCGGAGCUUUGUCAUGGUCAAGAACGACCCAAGCUUGCCCCUGACCAUGCUUACCGUCAACCUCUUGCAGUCUCUUUUUGUCAGCAGCAUCUUCUACAACAUGCCCGAAACGACAGCUUCGCUCCAACGCAGGGCCAUUCUCCUAUUCUUUAUCAUCAUGAUGAACGCUUUUGGCAGCAUCCUCGAGAUCCUCACAUUAUAUGCCAAGCGGAAAAUUGUAGAGAAGCAUGCGAGGUAUGCGUUUUAUCAUCCCAGCGCGGAAGCCCUUUCGUCCAUGGUGAUGGACCUCCCUUACAAGUUGACCAAUUGUAUCAUCACCAACGUUCUCACCUAUUUCAUGGGAAACUUGCGUCGCGAGCCGGGAGCUUUCUUCUUCUUUCUACUCAUUAUCUUCACGACCACAAUGACCAUGUCCAUGGGGUUUCGGCUCAUCGCAUCCUGCUCCAAGUCGAUGCCCCAGGCCAUGGCACCAGCGUCCGUCAUCCUGUUGGCUUUGGUGCUUUACUCGGGCUUUGUCAUCUCCGUCGACAAUAUGCGCGAUUGGAUCUCGUGGGCCCGUUGGGCUAAUCCCAUCUUCUACGGUCUCGAAUCCCUCCUGGUCAACGAGUUCCACGGCGUCGACUUCGCCUGCGUCACGUACGUGCCCCAUGGUAAUGGUUAUGACGAUGUUGCGCCCAGUGCCAGGGCCUGUUCCUCCAUCGGCUCGGUCCCUGGGCAGGACUUUGUUAGUGGCACGACUUACAUCAAGUCCGCCUAUCGAUACAACCCUGCGAAUCGAUGGCGGAACUGGGGUGUCAUGAUUGCUUUCAUGGCACUUUACGCUGGCCUUCAUCUUUUCACAACCGAGUACGUUGCUUCGGAACGUUCAAAGGGCGAAGUCCUGGUCUUUAUCCGCAAGGCUAUGAAGAAGCUCAAGAAGAAGACAUCAGAAGACGACGCCGAAACUGGAACGUCGCCAGCCGUCGGCCACGAGAUCAGAAAUCAAUCCGGAGCAGUGGCGGGUAUGGACCGUCAAACUUCUGUUUUCCAUUGGCAGGACGUGUGUUAUGAUGUGCAGAUCAAGGGGGAGACUCGUCGCAUCUUGGACCAUGUUGAUGGUUGGGUGAAGCCGGGCACAUUGACAGCCCUAAUGGGAUCCUCUGGAGCGGGUAAGACGACGCUGCUUGAUGUCCUUGCUAGCCGCGUGACGAUGGGCGUCGUUACUGGCAGCAUGCUGGUUAACGGGACAUUACGCGAUGAGUCUUUCCAACGAAAGACGGGCUACGUCCAACAGCAGGCAAGUUGCCUUGGCUUCCGCUCCGUUGACCUCCACCUUAGCACCUCGACUGUCCGCGAAGCCCUAACGUUCAGCGCGCUGUUGCGCCAGCCAGCUCGGUACACCCGCCAGGAGAAGAUUUCUUAUGUCGACGCUGUCAUAGAUAUGCUUGGCAUGGAGGAUUAUGCCGAUGCUGUGAUCGGUGUCCCCGGCGAAGGUCUCAAUGUUGAGCAACGAAAGCGACUCACCAUCGGCGUCGAACUUGCAGCACGUCCACAGCUCCUCCUCUUCUUCGAUGAGCCGACUUCAGGGCUAGACAGCCAGACGUCGUGGUCUAUUUGCAAUCUCAUGGAGAAGUUGACCAUGAACGGUCAGGCUAUCCUCUGCACGAUACAUCAGCCUUCGGCCAUGUUGUUUCAACGGUUUGACCAUCUGCUGCUGCUGUCCAAGGGCAAGACCAUCUACUUUGGAGAUAUCGGGGCCGGUGCCUACACUCUCGUUGACUACUUCACCCGGAAUGGAGCUCACGACCUUCCUGUCGGUGCCAACCCGGCCGAGUACAUGCUCGACGUAAUCGGCGCUGCCCCUGGCGCGACCACCGACAUCGACUGGCCAGCCGUUUGGAGGAGCAGCCCCGAGUACCAAAAAGUCCAGCAGGAGCUCGCGAGGCUCGGGACAGACCCGGGACACACCGAGAGCCAAUUCGAUUCCACCCAGCACAAGGAGUUCGCCGCUUCUUCUGUCGAGCAGUACCGCCAAGUCACCAAGAGAGUGUUUGAACAGUACUGGCGCUCACCCGGGUAUAUCUUUGCCAAGAUUACCAUGUCUGUCGGCACCUCACUCUUCAUCGGGCUGUCGUUCCUAAACGGCAUCAACACUCAGCAGGGACUCAUGAACCAGCUGUUUGGUAUUUUCAUCUUCCUCAGUCUGUUCUCUAAUCUCGUCAAUCAGAUCAUGCCAGUCUUUGCGUCGCAGCGCGCCAUGUACGAGGCCCGGGAGCGCCCCUCGAAGACUUACUCUUGGAAGGCAUUCAUGGCUGCCAACAUGAUUGUCGAACUGGUCUGGAAUUCACUUAUGGCGCUCCUCGCCUUCCUAUGCUGGUACUACCCAAUUGGCCUCUUCAGAAAUGCAGAGUGGACCGACUCGGUGCACUCGCGAGGCAUCACCAUGCUCAUGCAGCUCUGGAUCUUCCUCAUGUACACGACGACCUUUGCGCACAUGCUUAUCGCCGGUGUUGAGACGGCGGACAUUGCUGGCGGCAUCGGCAACCUCUUGAUGGUCAUGAUGUACACCUUCUGCGGCGUCCUUGCUGGACCAAGUGUUCUUCCCCGCUUCUGGAUCUUCAUGUAUCGCGUGAAUCCCUUCACCUACAUUAUCGAAGGCUUGCUCGGAACUGGUCUUGGCAACGCGCCCAUGUACUGCGCGGACAACGAGCUCAUCCGCUUCACCGCCCCCGAGGGUUCGACCUGCGCCGAAUAUACCGCUCCAUUCCUCUCAGAGGCCGGGGGCUACAUCGUGGACUCUAAUGCUACAGAGUGCGAGUACUGUCCCGUCACGGAGACGAACCAGUUCCUGGCCUCAGUCAGCGUCAGCUACGAGCACCGGUGGAGGGACUUUGGGUUCCUGGUCGUCUUUUCCGUGUUCAACAUCUGCGUGGCAUUGUUGGUCUACUGGCUAGCGAGAGUCCCUCGGGCCAAGAAGGAGGAAAAGACAAAGAAGGCGUAG